AUGGACCCAACUUCAUCCCCAACAACACAGCACCGAGUUGGACAGGAUGUACACACGCCCAUUCACCUCCAGAUCCCAACUGUUCCCACAUUCCCAUUAUCUUCUCCGAUAGUAGAAGAAGUCAUGACACCGUUUUCAGAAUCCGACUCUUCGGAGCGUGCAGCAGGCCGCAGCAAUAACCCGUUUCGAUUCCCAGAGGGCUAUCUGGUCGCAGAGGCAAACGAUUUUGGGGAUGGACACCAAGGCUUACACAGUAAUAACCAGAACUCGGCUGCGCAUUUCGAACAGCAUGGCUUGCCACGUAGUUUUGAAUCGACUCCACCAAAAAAAAUGCGACCGGGGCUAAAUGUUGUGACUGAUUUCAGUAGAAAUGGAUUUUCCCAGACUGCAAAAGACGAUGUCGCUGCAUCCAGACAACCGCCCUCCAAGGCCUUUUUGGACUUGAACGACCUCAAAUCUCUUUCUCAAACCCAGCGGCCAUCUGAACGCCAGGCCAGUGGGUGGCAACCCACUUGGAAAUCUAAACUCCGGGGCUAUGAAGAGUUGAAAGAUCAAUCUGCAGAUCUUAGCAAUAACCCACCAAAGCGAAAACGUGCGGAAAAGGAGUCCCUGAUGAGAAAAUUGUCCAGAAAAGCGAUUAAAAAGCCCGCUAAGGUUCAAGAACUAUCACCGUCCGAUCGGCCCAUAUUGAUUGGUAUCAGCGUUCCUGCAGUUUCUGUAAACCAAUCUUCGCCUGAGGACCUCACUGUCCCAACAAACCAACAAACCCCUGCCACACCAUCAAUAGUGAUAACACCUGCAGUGGAAGAACGGGCUUGGGAUACCACCUGGGACAGCUCAAACUCGACACCACCACGCCCGGCAUCGAGUGUUUACUCACAGCCUACGCCUUUCGUAAGGUCUGGAAGAAUAGAGUCUAUUCCACCGGUACCAGCCAUCCCACCGCCGAAUUCAGUAUGGCACAAUGAAAAAGAUGGAGAGCCGUUGGUGGAUGGCCUUUCAGAGAGAAGCCGAAAACGUCGUUCGUACUCGGCCGGAACAGUCAUUGAUGAGGAACUUUCUCCAUCGGGGUUUUCCUUGCGUCAGCGGUCAUUUUCCAACGAGAGUAAACUUAGUCGUUCGAAACGAUUAAGCCUCGAAACGGUCUCUACACGACGUCGGUCACAAGGAUGGUGGAACGUUCUCUGGACUCCUUCGUUGACGAGAUCAAACACGCUAAGCAGCUGGCGUGGUCCUGCUAGCGAUGCUAGCAGCCCUCCUCCUGUACCAACUCUGUCGGCGGAACCCAAGGAACCCUACUCUAGAAGCACCAUAAACGAAAAGCAAUGGACCCCUGUGCGAUCCGCGUUCUCUCCAGACACACCAGAGAGUGGAACUGGGAAAAGGAUUCUCAGCGACAUUACAGCAUGGCCCGACAUGGACGACUGGGACAAAGAGCGUGAAGACCGGAGCCGGGUGCCCAGAUCCCUCCAUUCACCAAAAAUCCCAAAUAACAAGGCUUCCCCCAUGUCUGCUUCUUCCACACAGUCUAUCCCUUUGGUUAUGUCAACCUCAACCAACCACGCUGCUACAUUUCACAAUAUGCCUUGUCAACAUGACCUUCUGAGCAGCCAGCCUUGCUCUACAUGUUUAACCCGCACCAAUAUUGAUAGAUUUCUCGCUCAGACAGCGUCCGAAAGUCGGGGAACAUCUACGGAUUACCCCGGGACAGUUUAUGUCUUCACAAGGCCAACAGCUAGACAACCCAUUCUUUCGGAGGUUUGUCGAAAGUUUACGGAAUGA
This is a messenger RNA of Uncinocarpus reesii 1704, 1782 nucleotides long. RefSeq lists its product as uncharacterized. NCBI's taxonomy places the organism in Eukaryota, Fungi, Ascomycota, Eurotiomycetes, Onygenales, Onygenaceae. Bases 1 to 1782 code for a protein of 593 amino acids. The record is from RefSeq and is a predicted model, not a curated record. The transcript has a single exon.